Molecule: messenger RNA, 4604 nt
Organism: Cyprinodon variegatus (sheepshead minnow)
Lineage: Eukaryota; Metazoa; Chordata; Actinopteri; Cyprinodontiformes; Cyprinodontidae
Gene: prkacab
Product: protein kinase, cAMP-dependent, alpha catalytic subunit
Exons: 10
Coding region: 238-1305 (355 amino acids)
Biological process (GO): peptidyl-serine phosphorylation
Cellular component (GO): nucleus; cAMP-dependent protein kinase complex
Molecular function (GO): ATP binding; cAMP-dependent protein kinase activity; protein kinase A regulatory subunit binding
Source: RefSeq, a predicted model, not a curated record
GGGGGGUCUUGAAGAGGAUUUAACCCCGGCCUUAGCGGUGGAUGGUCGUGGAGGGAGCCGCUUCUACCCGGCCGCUUAAGCAGCAUCUGUCGGGGCUUUUUUCCCCCUCCUCCAGAGCAGGUUAGCGGUCCCCUUUUCUGCUGGAGCCAGGAAACACCGAGCAGAUCUAAGCGACAUAGACCGGCUGGAGGAGGCUGCAGGGCGGCCCACAGAUUGCCCCGUUGACAGGUUGUCAUCAUGGGCAACGCGCCCACAGCCAGAAAGGGCAGCGAAAUGGAAAGCGUCAAGGAGUUCCUUGCAAAAGCCAAAGAGGACUUCCUCAAGAAAUGGGAGAAUCCUUCACAGAACACUGCUAGCCUGGAGCAGUUUGAGAGGUUGAAAACCUUGGGCACGGGCUCAUUUGGCCGCGUCAUGCUGGUGAAGCACAGAGAAACGGGACAGCAUUACGCCAUGAAGAUCCUCAAUAAGCAGAAGGUCAGUAUCACCAAGGGGAUCGUCCAGGUCCUUAAUCCUCAGACUAAAUUAUUGUAUGUUUUUGUAUUUGUGUGUAAAAGAUGGUUUCUAAUAAUAUUUUUCUCCAUCCAGGACAACACCAACCUUUACAUGAUCAUGGAAUAUGUUCCAGGGGGAGAGAUGUUCUCCCACCUGCGGAGAAUUGGCAGAUUCAGUGAGCCACACGCUCGUUUCUAUGCUGCUCAGAUUGUGUUGACCUUCGAGUACCUGCACGCUUUGGACCUGAUCUACAGAGACUUGAAACCUGAAAACUUGCUCAUAGACCAACAGGGCUACAUACAGGUUACAGAUUUUGGCUUUGCCAAACGGGUGAAGGGCCGGACCUGGACACUGUGUGGCACCCCAGAAUAUUUGGCUCCAGAGAUCAUUCUCAGCAAGGGAUACAACAAGGCAGUGGACUGGUGGGCGCUGGGUGUUCUGGUCUAUGAGAUGGCAGCGGGGUAUCCUCCUUUCUUUGCCGAUCAGCCGAUUCAGAUUUAUGAAAAGAUUGUAUCAGGGAAGGUGCGUUUCCCAUCUCACUUCAGCUCUGAUCUGAAGGACCUGCUGAGGAACCUUUUACAGGUGGAUCUCACAAAACGCUUUGGGAACCUCAAAAACGGAGUCAACGACAUUAAAGGACAUAAGUGGUUUGCAACGACUGACUGGAUCGCCAUUUACCAGAAAAAGGUGGAAGCUCCUUUUGUUCCGAAGUUCAAAGGACCGGGCGAUACCAGCAACUUUGACGACUACGAAGAGGAGGAGAUCCGGGUCUCCUUUAGCGAGAAAUGUGCCAAGGAGUUUGCUGAGUUCUAGCGUUAAAGCAGAAAAAAGAAUGAAAUAGGGAAAGUCUAAGGUAGGCUGGUCAAACAGGAGAGAAGAAAAGCGUCCUGUCUCCUGUCCAAAUAUGGGCGCCAGCUACGAAAAAAGGGAAAAAUCACAUAGAGGUGUGAAAAGAAGAUAGCAGACCGAUAACCAGCAGUGUUGCCUUUUCUGUUGCGUUUCUGUUGUAUUUAGUUUGAUGUCGUCUUAUUUAUGAAUCCCUUUAUAAUGACGCUGUGUUUCAUGGGUGUCGGGGGACGCCGCUAACUUAGAGUUGCCUCUACGCAUUUUCACCCCAGAUCUUCCCUCCUCUGCAGUCAUUCCCUUCCUGUUCUUUUUUCGCGCCACAGCAAAGAAACGUCGACCAAUCAGCGCACCAUUCGUCACAUGAGCGUGCGCUAAAGACGCCAUGGGUUUAUACCGAGCAGGAUUCACCAUGCCUACACAUCAAUGCCCUCAUGUUGUAUGCUUCUUAAUUUCUCCCGUCCAUCUCAUAGAGAAAACAUUUAGAAGGCGAUAGGGGCUAAAAGAGAGACGACACAAAAAAAAAAAAUCAGGUACAUCUAUUGUGCAACUCCAUCUACGGCUCUUAUUAUUGUUAAUAUAUAUAUAAAAACUUUGUACAUAUCUGCCGUACUCCAUUUUUAAAUGUUAGUAAGUACUUAGUGGCUCCAGUGAAAUCAUAUCACGCUGACAUACAAUGAAAUAUGAAUCAAAAAAGAGGAUUUCUCUCAGUUUUAACGGUGUGGGAGAAAAACCGACCACAUAAUGGAAACUCAGGUUUGAACAUAUCACUUAACAGGCAAUUAUCUCCAUAAACGUCUAAGGAUCAGCAGGUGAAUCUCGGAUUAUAGAUUUGAGAAUUUGAAGUUCUGGUUUAAAAAGAAAAUCAAAAGGGAAAAAGAAAAGGGACUAUUUUCGGAGUUUUAGUUGGCGUCUUCCACACUUAUCCCUUCCAGAAUAUUCGGUCGGUUUUUGAUAAAAGUACUUCCUGUUUCAGAGCUCAUGUAUUCCACGGGAAUUGAAACAACCGCUCGCGUCCCCCACCCCCCACCUCCCCUAACUUUUAGAGACCCUGUGAGGCAGAAGACCUCUGACUGCUUCUGGCUGAGGGUCGUCAGCGCUUCGAUGUGUGCGGACGGCGGUCAGGAUCGCGUGCUUCAUCUUGACCGUCACUGUUUGUUCAUAUCACAGAGGAGGACGGCACCACUCUAUUAUCAUUCUGUGGUUUAGAUCACACCCUACUUUUGCUAAGUUUCUUUUUAUUUGUGUGUAUUGAUGGUCAAAAAAAGGAUUGGUACUGUAAUUAACAGGUUGGAGGUGGGUGAAACACCGCAAGGUGAUAAUACAGCAGGGAAAAAAAGUGUUGAACACAUCUUUCCUGAGUAAAUUUGUUUCCAUUCAGGCUAUGGCUGUAAUACUCACACCAGAGGCUGCUAACAACCCAAAUAAUCUGCACAUAAAAAGAAAUCAAAGCAAUGCAGUCUAUAAAUUAGGUUCUCUGUAAUCCAGCUGAAAUGUAUUAAACAUUAAGAGGAAAAGCUUUAGACACUGAUGACAAUUUUAAGACGUCUCUGUCGCAUUUCUCUGAUGGAAUUUGAAGGCUUCUUUGAUGGAAACUUUUCUUCAACUCUUCUUGGAAAGUUUUCUCUGCUCUGCAGUUUUUAGAUUAUGCUCAAGUCAAGUGGUUGGUUGAGACAAUCUGGUAGAUUUCUGCCUUUUUCUAAUUUCUUUCUGUACCACAAGUUUUCCCAUGGCUUUCUUUUUCCUACUUUGCAGCAUAAGCUGAUAUCUUUGAAAAUUUGAGGAAACGUGAGCUUGUCGUGCAAAACCUCAGGUCAUGUCAUGUCUUUGAAGUAUUUUUGCUCUUUCUUUUUGAGCUUGUGGUGGAGAUCAAUGGGCCGUAAUUCCCUGUACUGCUGUCCCAUGACCAGCUAUGUAACUUUUUCCAAAUUUAUUGUUUAAUUUCUUUUUUUUUUUUUAUAAGAAUGAUCAACUGGCCCUCUGGGAAUGAACUUUUAUUGCUCUGAGUGCCUCUAAAUGUUAAAAUAGGUAUUAGUUUGAUUAAUCAGACAGUAAAAACUAAAGCUGAGUUAAUAUUGUAGCAGCGCCAUCUAUAAAUGUGGAGCAUUCAUGACGUGCUGCUAAUGUGGCAAUUUUUUAGCUCAUAUGAUUCAUUUGUGUAUGCUCCAGUGUUAAAUGUGUAGGGAGGAGAAACAGGAGCAUUAUUAAGAAUUUAAACAUGACCUCUAUUAAAACAAAAAAGCAAAUAUGCAAUAUCAUGACAGGGGUUAUUAUUAAGAGGUUUGGGUACAUUACUUCUUAGAAAUGCUACCAUUCCCCCAGCAUUUCAGUGGUUUGUCCAAAUAUUCUGCUUUUCCUUCAGCAGUCGAGUCUUGCGCAGUGAAUCUGCAAAAAAGCCCUUGUGGUUAAGUUAAAAAGCAAAAACAAACAUUGGAUUUACUGAUUUUAAAUGAUCACAGACGUGAUUUAGGAUUGGUUAUUUGCUUUUAGACAACUUUUCUGAUCAUGCUUUUCAAUCCUUUGUCAGAAAAAAUGCAAAGAACCAGUCUCUAAGUGUGUUUGGUAAUAAUAAGUGUCUUGAAAUUAGGGUCAGGGUCAUCAGAAAGACAAACCUUAGGGCAUCAACUAAAUCAGCUGCGAUUUUUCUUUAUAUGUUUUCAUUCGUUGCCUUUUUCCUUCUACUUUAUAACAAAUAAUUUGAAGACUGUGCAAUUUGCAUUGAUCUCUUUGUGAGCUUGAAUUACUUGGGUUGUUACAAACAUCCAACUUUAAUUUGUGAUCAGUAGCCCCUCUAGAAAUGCGUUUACAGAGAAGAACAAUGUUUGAUGAUUGUUUCUCUUGCUAUAGCUUGUUAAAAUGUAUUUUUUGUGCAGAGUAAACAAUCUGAUGAUUUGAAGUCAAUGACCUCAGGUGUUCGGGGUUCUCUUUGCUUGGAACAGUUUGAAAGCAGAGCAUUAUGACCAGAAAGGAUUUAAUCAUUAGUGUCAGCUGUAAGAUGAAAUGAGGCUGUAAUAUGAUAUUAUCCGCUUAUCGGGGAUGUGAAAUACUUUAGACUGACACAAAGAAUUCCUCUCAUCGUAUUUUUAUGUUAUGAAUCGCAAAUUCGUCAAAUGAUAUCAGAAACGGGAAAACAAAAUAGGCCUUUGGUUUAAACACAUAUUUGCAAAGUUUAAUAGUCUAUGUGCAUCAUUUGUAAAUUUGAGUGAUGUUUGAAAUGACCUAACAUGAAGGAAUUACACCGGUGGACUAUUCAGGUUCACAAAAAAAAA